This is a messenger RNA of Coccidioides immitis RS, 3411 nucleotides long. RefSeq lists its product as uncharacterized. The transcript is spliced from 2 exons. Bases 78 to 3230 code for a protein of 1050 amino acids. Lineage: Eukaryota; Fungi; Ascomycota; Eurotiomycetes; Onygenales; Onygenaceae. The record is from RefSeq and is a predicted model, not a curated record.
GCGAGUUGGCUCUGGCGCCGAAACAACAGGAUCUACGGCCUCCAAUUGCUAGCGAUUUUGAAUUUGCCGUUCGAUGGAUGUCCUCAGUUCAUAAAUCCAUCCGGAGCCAUCUGGCAAUUAGGCCUUUUUUGUCUGUGAUUCGGCCAAAUGCAUCGUUCUGUUGGCAACGAUGGGGGCCGGCCGCACCUCUAUGCGAUUCUACAUUUUCACCGAAUUGCCCACACUUGCCGGGAGCUCCCGCAUUUUCGUCCCGGCCGAUCAAAGUCGCCAAAAUAGAUCAUGAUAAAGGCGAAUGGAAGCAGCAUCAUCCAGAUGGCGCGAACUUACACUUCAGGGAGACUCCCUCCGAUGCAUUGAUCUCAGCACUACAGGCCAGGGGCCUAAACAUAGAUGUGUCCGAACCUAAAUCCUACACUGUUGACUUGUCCUGGGUCAAUCCCACCGGCCCAACUGACACGGAAAGGACGGCAAGACCCAAGUCGCAUCAGGGCAAAAGUAGCCCAAAACAGUCCGCUCGCUUAUCAUAUGCAACGAUAGUUGCUAAUUAUAUCCGUUAUGUCGAUCCUAUUCUGUCGCCCGAAUCCCUGAAUCUCAAAAAAUACAGUCUAAGCCUCCAUCCUCUCGACGUCGUUCUUUUAAAGGUAUUCGAUAAGAAGACUAUGGAUUAUUUGUCUCGGAGGGGUUAUUCCGCUGUUGAUGUAAUGACAUGGGCUUGGAUCUUACUGUCACCUCAUCCAGUUACUGCAGCAAUGCGUUUGGCCGCCUCUAAGCGGUUUAAUCCCCAAGCUGAGGCGUCUUCCAGCAGCCGUAUUCCUCUAUUCGUACUUUUGUUUACUCUUCGUCGGAAAGCUAUCAACCUAAAGGCCCUCAACCUUUUAUUGACUCACUCUUGGGAUAUGCUUCUGGAUGUUCAACCUGGCAGGACAGUGCCUCAAACGCAGGCGGGUAUUCAGCUAAUGCCGAGUUCUCUCAAGCCGACAUGGAUGGUAUCUGGAGAUGAUAAUACGGUAAUGAUCCUUUUUGUUCGCCUUAUACGAGCUGCUCGUCGAAUUUCGCCGGAAGCACUUAUGUCUAUCUCUGACAUGUUUACCUCUGUGUUUGGUUAUGAUGCUGUUGCGGAGACAAUGAAUGACAAACGGAUGCGGCGUUUGGUUACUUACUACAAUAAGUUUUUGUCUCUUCUGGCUGUUCCAUGCAGAGUCGAGCCGUACGCAUCUACCGUCAUACAGCAGCGUUCUAUUUUCCAUUUAUUGAGGGAAAUGACAAAGUUUGACCCGCCGCUACCUGUUACUCGAGAAGGUUAUCACGCCGUUACCAGGGUUCAGGGUGGCCGACCGAAGCUAUCUGCAGAACGCACAUGGGCAGAGUUCAAGGCUAAAUCAUGGCCCCCAUGGAAAGAGGACAAGUUGGGAAUUGACGUGGAUAGGGGACUUGAGGGAAGUAAGAGUAAGACGAUAGGUUCUAUUACGCGGAUGAAGGAAGCCGGCUACUCUCCAACACGAUGGGACCGAAUAGCCACCAUUUUGGCCGGGUGGGAUAUCGACGGUACUCCUACGAUUCAAACCCGAUGCCUUCUUCCCAAACCAAAUCCUUAUCGGAUGAGAGAUCAACAUACUGUAUGGUUAAAAGAGAAGCGACAAGCGAGCAACGUUGAUCUACUUCCGGGCUUCAGGUACGAAGAUACGUACCACGAUGUCUGGGCUGCACGGAUCCGUGCGACGAGGACCAUGAAGGAGGCCUGGGCUUGCUUCUUGUCAUGUCGGGAUCAAGGUUUUCGUAUUACCAACGAUAUCUAUUUUGAGCUUGUGGAGAAGGUGAUAUAUCACGAUUAUUUACAAGACUCGUCUCGAAUCCGCUCGACUGAGGCAUUACCGGGUGACGGAAAGGAGGUAUAUUCUGAGCCAUCCUCUCCUCGAGACGUAAUCUACGUGCCUUCGGAGCCGCCAACGGUGGAAGCGCUACUUCAGCAGAUGUUUUCCCAGGAGAUAAAGCUCUCGAAGAGACUGUUAGUGCUAAUCUUAACCCACUUGACUUCCUUUAAGUCAGGGCUGGAGUGCCUUGCCAAUAGCGAUUUGCCACCCCGGCAGAUUCACGCAUUGACAUCUACUUUCAGCUGUGAGGAUCCGAGCCGGAAGAAGCAUCUCGAUUCUGUCCGGAAUGAUAUCUUCUCUGCCUUUAUCCGUUUCCUUUGCAGAUUCCCGAGCCAUGAAGCGACUUCGUUGGGUAGCUCAAGCAUACCACUUAGCCAAAUCUUCCCUAUCGCAAGGCCAACGGAAACUCGAAAUAAGGAUUUACGUGAUGUUGAGGACACUGUAGCCGCUGCGGGAGGGUUAUCGCAUGCCAUUUCUUUGGUGCGGCUACGAAUGCCGGAGUAUUUACCAACUUGGAGCUCUCUUUUGUCAAGUUUGGCUAACACCCGGCUCCCUGUCAGUGACAAUCGCCUCUCUCUCUCGACACAGCGGGCACUGGCGUGGAGGGAAGUUAGCGAAGUUUUGAAUUGGAUGGAAGAAAAGAACAUUAGUCUUGAUGCCAGCUGUUUUAACUCUGUGUGUGAAGCUCUCUCAAGGUGGCUGCUUGCCGUACAGAAUAACGAACGUGGAAGAAAACCGGGUUUAAAGAUUUUACAAUGCAUUGGGUUUAGCACCACACACAUAUCAACGGACUCGGAAAUGGCUAGCAAUGGCGUCAGCCUGGUAAAGCGAAAAUUUGACCAGAUGGUCCUUUCGAGGGACGGGCCGCUUUUUCCUUCAAUCACUGGAGAUCCUCUCGCCUUUGGCUCGCCGAAGCAUCCGGCGCUGCCAACAAUGUUUGCCAUCCCGAGUCCAUCUACACUCCAUGUGUUUAUUCGUGUCCUUGCCCUGGCAGGGGACUUUGAAAGUCUAACGUGCCUUCUCGGGUGGAUAUCUCGAAAUUCGAGCGACUUGCGACGAGUAACAAAGGAGCUUCUCGGCGGGGAGAGGUCGAUGCGUCGCGCUGUGACUGCGGCUCGAGUGUACCUUGAAAAGAAUGCACACAAUAUUGAUCCUUUAUCUGUACCGGGGUGUGAAUCAUCGAGUUCGAAUUUGACAACCCAGUCAAACGAAGGUCCGAGAGUAGAGUUGAUGUCCUCAAUGCCGAACUAUUUUUUGCAAAAGGCAUAUGAUAUCGUGGAAGACUCGGAUUUUCUAUCGCCAUGGCCCACAGAUGAGGAAGUACGUCAGUAUAUUGCUGAGCACAAGGGCUUUUUUUAAGAUAUUUGCGAGAACGGUGGACCGUCCCCGAUCUCUUCGUUUGUUGUACACUGUUCCAGUUGUCCGCAUCACUAGUGCGGUUUUCGGCCCUAAGUUGUCACAUUAAUGUAUAUUAGGCCUUAGAUCUUGUAUAUACAUAGGCUUUUUGUAUAAUAGUAUCUAAAACUUUUGAAAUUAUGAA